This is a messenger RNA of Xyrauchen texanus (razorback sucker), 764 nucleotides long. RefSeq names its product death-associated protein-like 1-A. The record is from RefSeq and is a predicted model, not a curated record. Lineage: Eukaryota; Metazoa; Chordata; Actinopteri; Cypriniformes; Catostomidae. The transcript has 4 exons. Gene Ontology annotation, molecular function: death domain binding. The coding region runs from base 81 to 410 and encodes 109 amino acids. Gene Ontology annotation, biological process: cellular response to amino acid starvation; negative regulation of autophagy; apoptotic signaling pathway.
CGACUAUAUAAGCACGCGAGUGGGCGUACGAGAAUAAGAGAAGAGCGUUUGUGCUGCUGGUUUAGUGAAGAAAACGGACAAUGGUGCAUCCUAAUAAAACUGGAAUGCGGGACUCAAUGAAAGCUGGACAUCUUCCUGCAGUGAAAGCAGGAGGGAAAAGAGUAGUGAAGAAAAGCGGUGAAGAUAAUGCAAAUGUGGAGAAAGAGGCCAGGAAACUUGAUAAACACAGGUCCCUGCCUACAGUUUCCAGAAUGCAACACAUGAGUCUUCUCCUGACUGGUCCACUUGAGAAGUUGGGCCACGACUUUCCUGAAACUCCAGUUUCUGUGCGACACCGCAAAGUCCGACCCGGUGUGGAGAAGUCACACAUGCCGCGCACCUUCUGCAUUCAACAGCCACGCAAGAUGUAAACAAAAUGCCUUCUGCUGCUGAGUUUUGAUGAAAUGUUGUGCAAAAGACCAGGAAGUGAGUUUGUUUGUGAAUGACAUGCAUCAAGGACCAGACUGACCUACUAGUAGCCUUGGAACAAAGUUCUUGUUUUGCAAUGGUUUUAUUUUUCUAGCUUUGCAGCUUUUGGGUCUUUCUUACUGCAUAGAUGUUGUGCUUGCGCUGUGUUUGGACCAUUAACCCCGUGUUAAUUAAAGCUGUGCUGUGGGAGAAUAUUUAGAGAACUGCCUUAAUGACAUUUCAUGUGCAAAUGUUUGGAAGCGUGGCAUUAAAUUUUUGCAUUAUAUAUAUAUAUAUAUAUAUAUAUAUGCAUGUAU